This is a messenger RNA of Hyaena hyaena (striped hyena), 1526 nucleotides long. RefSeq names its product lipase I (gene LIPI). The transcript has 10 exons. Gene Ontology annotation, molecular function: carboxylic ester hydrolase activity; lipase activity. The coding region runs from base 126 to 1397 and encodes 423 amino acids. The record is from RefSeq and is a predicted model, not a curated record. Gene Ontology annotation, biological process: lipid metabolic process. Lineage: Eukaryota; Metazoa; Chordata; Mammalia; Carnivora; Hyaenidae.
CCUCCGCGCCGCCCCGCCUCCCUGGAUCCCGUCGGGACCGAGGGGCAGUUGAGAAUGAAAGACCAUGCCUUGAAUUCUCUCACCUCAACAUAUUGGAUUCCAUCAAAGAUUUGUUUAUUCCCAAAAUGAACAUUGUUUUGAUGCUGUAUACAAGGAACAGCCGUUCCUGUGCUGAGCCACUGUUUGAACAGGAUAACUCACUUAAUGUUAAUUUCAACACAAGCAAGAAAACAGUCUGGAUUAUUCAUGGAUACAGACCAACGGGCUCCACUCCUGCAUGGCUUCAGAAUUUUCUAAAGGUUUUGUUGACUUACGAAGAUCUGAAUGUAAUUGUAGUAGACUGGAACCGGGCUGCUACAACGUUUUUAUAUAGCAGAGCAGUUAAAAACACCAGAAAAGUUGCUGCGAGUUUGGGUAUAUAUAUUCAGACUCUUUUGAGCCAUGGAGCGUCUCUUGAUAAUUUUCAUUUCAUAGGUAUGAGCUUAGGGGCUCAUCUUAGUGGAUUUGUUGGAAAAAUAUUUCAAGGCCAACUUGGAAGAAUAACAGGUCUUGACCCAGCUGGGCCAAGGUUCUCUGGACAGCCAUAUAAUCAAAGAUUAGAUUACACCGAUGCAAAAUUUGUGGAUGUCAUCCAUUCUGAUACCGAUGGUUUAGGAAUUAAUGAACCCUUGGGACAUAUAGAUUUUUAUCCAAAUGGAGGAAAAAAACAACCUGGCUGUCCUACAUCCAUUUUUUCAGGCAUUGCAUAUAUUAAAUGCCAUCACCAGAGAGCUGUUUACUUGUUCAUGGCAUCUUUGGAAACAACCUGCCAUUUUAUUUCAUUUCCUUGUCCUUCAUACAAAGAUUUCCAAGCUGGUUCAUGUGUGGACUGUGAUGACUUCAAGGAAAAAUCAUGUCCUAGGCUAGGUAAUAAAGCUGAGCGAUGGAAAAAUGCUUUAAAAGAAAGAAAAGAAAAAAGAUUUCUCAGGACCACUGUGUUUUUGGAUACUACUGGCACAAGACCAUUCUGUAGCUAUUAUUUUGUUCUCAGUAUAACUGUUCUGGAUAACAGUAUGAAAAAUGGCUUUAUUACAUUUAAAUUAUUAAACCAGGUUGGAAUAGUUGAAGAAUCAAAGAUUUAUGAGAAGAACAGAUCAUUUUAUCAUCUUAAAGAAGUCAAGAUUCUUGCUCAAUUUUCAAAUGAUGUUAGAAGUAUUUCAGGCAUUGGUCUGGGAUAUUUUCAGAACUCAAAUCAGCAAUGUUCCCAAUGCAGUUACAACAUCCAUCGUGUUAUGGUACAAUCAAUUACCUAUCAAGAAAGACCACCACUCUGCAUAUACAAUUUUGUACUAAAAGGAAAUGAGGAAGUAUUUCUCAGUCCAAGCACAUGCACAUCGGAGGAUUUGGUUUGUGAUUAAAGAACUUGUAAAUGGGAACAAUGUAAUCAGCCUUUCUUUAUAAAGGCAUUGUUCAGUCUAGGAUUCACAUAUUUCUACUUCCUGAAUAAAUGUUUAAAAUUUUUAAAAUGUAGAAAAAUGUUAAAAUGC